AUGGCGGACACGGCGAGGUCACCGCGGCGCCCGCAGUCACCUGCCGGUGGGGCACCGCCUCGCGGCGCGGUGACGCCGGUCGUGCGGCUCUCCGAGUCGUCGACCGUCGUGGGGCUGACCCGUCGCCUGCUCACGACGGCGUCACGGCAGGGCGCGGGCCGCGACCGGUCGGCGUCGCGGGGUCCCCGGGCCGCGCGGCCGGCCCGCCUCCCGGAGGGCAACCGGCUCGACCAGCUGGUCGAGGGCCGCGUCGACGAGUACCGCAGGCAGGGACGUGCCGGUCGCCACGCCGUCGAGGCCGCCGAGGGGUCGCUGACCUACGACGCCCUCGACGGUGCCGCGAACCGGCUCGCCCGCUUCCUGCGCCGGCGCCGGGUCGGGGCGGGUGACCGCGUCGCGGUCCUGCUCGCGCGCCCGACCGACGCCCUCACCGCGCAGCUCGCCCUGACCAAGGUCGGCGCCGUCUGGGUCCCCCUCGACGCGGGCCUCCCCGACCGCAGCCUCGCGGCCGUCCUCGCCGGGUCGGGGGCCGGCCUCGUGAUCACCACGGCCGCCGCCGCAUCCCGGCUGGCGGCCUCGGACGUCGACGCGAUCUACCUCGACCGGGUGGCCGCCCGGGUCGACGCCGAGGACGCCCGACGCCCGACCGGCGCCGAGCGCGGCGCCGACGCCGAGGCGCCCGCCUACGUGGUCGUGCACGCCGACGCGAGCACGCACGGCGCCGCGCUCGGCCUGCGCGCCCCGGCCGUCGGCCACCCGGCGGUCACCAACCUCGUCCGGGUCGCCGCCGCGAUCCUCGACAUCGGCGAGACCGACCGCGUCCACCACGACCCGCACACCGGCUCCGAUCUCGCCGUGCUCGAGACCUGGCUGCCCUGGGUCUGCGGGGCCACCGUCGUCACCCCGCCCGCCGGCGCCGACCUGCGGGGCCCGGCGCUCGGACGCUUCCUCGCCGACCGGGGGAUCACCGUGCUGCGCGCCGAUCCCGCCCGGCUCGCCGGCAUCGACGUCGACCUGCCCCGGCUGCGGCUGCUG
Messenger RNA from Theobroma umbraticum, 1035 nucleotides. NCBI's taxonomy places the organism in Eukaryota, Viridiplantae, Streptophyta, Magnoliopsida, Malvales, Malvaceae. The record is from RefSeq and is a predicted model, not a curated record.